GCGGGCCUCAUGUCGGGCCUCACUUUGGGCCUCAUGUCUCUCACCUUAGUCGACCUCGAGGUCCUCGCCAAGUCCGGCUCUCCCAACGAUCGAAAGCAUGCCGAAAAGAUAUUGCCGGUUGUUAAGAAUCAGCAUUUGUUGCUUUGCACACUGCUAAUAUGCAAUGCUGCUGCAAUGGAGGCUCUUCCUAUUUUCCUCGACAGUCUCAUCUCAGCUUUGGGGGCAAUCCUGAUAUCUGUGACGUUGGUACUUCUGUUUGGUGAGAUAAUCCCACAGUCUGUUUGUUCCAGACAUGGCCUAGCUAUUGGUGCGACUGUGGCCCCAGUGGUUCGUGUCCUUGUCUGGAUCUGUUUUCCAGUUGCAUAUCCUAUAAGCAAGUUGUUGGAUGCACUACUUGGCCAUCGACAUAAAGCUCUAUUUCGUCGUGCUGAGUUGAAAACUCUAGUCAAUUUACAUGGAAAUGAGGCUGGUAAAGGUGGAGAGCUCACACAUGAUGAGACGACCAUAAUUGCAGGGGCAUUAGAGCUCAGAGACAAAACAGCAAGUGAUGCAAUGACGCCUAUAUCUGAAAUCUUUUCUAUUGAUAUUAAUGCGAAGCUCGACAGGGUUUUAAUGAAUCUAAUUUUGGAGAAAGGACACAGCAGAGUCCCUGUUUACUACGAGCAACCUACAUAUGUCAUCGGGCUUAUUCUGGCGAAAAACUUGCUGACGAUUCAUCCUGAGGAUGAAGUCCCAGUGAAAAGUGUCACAAUUCGCAGAAUUCCAAGGGUGCCAGAAACUAUGCCAUUAUAUGACAUCUUGAAUGAAUUCCAGAAGGGACAUAGUCACAUGGCUGUCGUUGUGAGGCAAUGUAACAAGGUUGUGGACAAACCUCCUAGCACGGAUUCUGCAGGAGUCAAAGAUGUGAGAGUCGACAUUGAUGGUUCAUCGCAUAAAAAUGUUAACCCGAGGAUACCUCUGCAGAAAUGGAAGAGUUUCACAAACACAGGAAGCAAUUCCUCCAAGGGUACACCUAGGAGCAAGAAGUGGACAAAAAAAAUGGACUCUGAUAUCCUGCAAAUAGAUGAAAAUCCGCUCCCAACGCUACCUGAACAUGAAGAGGCGGUUGGGAUAAUAACCAUGGAAGACGUCAUCGAAGAGCUCUUACAGGAAGAGAUAUUCGACGAAACAGAUCACCAUCUUGAAGAUUCAUGACAUAUCAUAUGUAGACGUGGAAUAAUAAUAGGUGCAGAUUACAGUUGAAGAGGAAAGUAACAGUUUCAUAUUGAGCUGUUUACAAGAAUGAGUCAACAAGUUAUGUUUGUGUGUGUGUGUUGGAAAUUCAUUUAUUAAUUUCUACCAACUUCUUCUAAGCAUAUGUUUGGUCUCGA
This is a messenger RNA of Salvia hispanica, 1370 nucleotides long. RefSeq names its product DUF21 domain-containing protein At4g33700-like. Gene Ontology annotation, biological process: intracellular manganese ion homeostasis; magnesium ion homeostasis. Gene Ontology annotation, cellular component: cytoplasm. The record is from RefSeq and is a predicted model, not a curated record. NCBI's taxonomy places the organism in Eukaryota, Viridiplantae, Streptophyta, Magnoliopsida, Lamiales, Lamiaceae.